Molecule: messenger RNA, 3179 nt
Organism: Seriola aureovittata
Lineage: Eukaryota; Metazoa; Chordata; Actinopteri; Carangiformes; Carangidae
Gene: b4galt1l
Product: DP-Gal:betaGlcNAc beta 1,4- galactosyltransferase, polypeptide 1, like
Exons: 6
Coding region: 613-1749 (378 amino acids)
Biological process (GO): carbohydrate metabolic process; protein N-linked glycosylation
Molecular function (GO): beta-N-acetylglucosaminylglycopeptide beta-1,4-galactosyltransferase activity; cytoskeletal protein binding
Source: RefSeq, a predicted model, not a curated record
CCCCGACCGGAAGUGUAGUGGAAAAUUUCGUCGCCCUGACAAUUCGGGGUUCUCCGUGGUGACUGAACCGAAGUUUGCCGAGUUUUUCCGUCACCUUUUUCGUCGCUGAUUAAAACCAGCAUUUUUUUGCGGCAGAUGUUGAAACCUUUUCGUUGAUGUUGUUCGUCGGGACGUUUCCAGGUCGCCGGAAGAACUUUUUUUAAUCUUUUACAGCUGUUUUCAACGGCACCACUUAACGGAGACACGAAGUUCCUGAGCGGCUAACCCUGUGUAGCCGUUAGCGUCAGCAGUUAACUGUCUCACUGAGCGGAGGGGAAGCUAACCUCUCUCUGUUAUCUGACGGUGACAGAGCUGCAACGACUCUUAGUUUUGUUUUUCGGCUUCUCUUCCGGGAACGUUUCCUUUUAAUUUGACUGAACCUCAGCGGACAAAACUUUCAAACCACCUUCACCGAAAAAUGGAACCCAAGAGAAGCAGCUAACGGUCGGUUAACGGGAGGAAGAACAGUGGGAAACAGUGAAAAACAGUUCAUUUCUGGUCUUGAAGCUCUCACAGCGGCCGACUGAAGCAGCGCGUCCGGUGGGUUUAAAGUAGGCGAAUCAGUCGGUCAGGAUGCCCGGAGACUCCUCCGUCAACUUUAAUCUCCUCCACCGGACAUGUAAGCUGGUGGUGCUGCUGUGUUUCCUCCAUAUCUCUGUCACUGUCGUGUUCUACGUCCGCUCCCUGGACAUCCGGUUCGCCUUCGUCCAGAACCAGCAGUCCAGUAACAAUGCCACGCAGCGGAACCAUCUCAGAAACACCGGGUUCACUUCCAGAGCCGAGCUGAAGAAGGCCGAGUCCAAGAGAGACGGACCUGAGGCAGAGCCGAGAGACGAACCGCAGCCCCCGCAACAUCACCCGGAGGCGAAGCGGACAGAGGAGCCGGAGAAGAAGCUGCAGAAAUGCCCUGAGACAUCACCUCUGCUGGUGGGGCCUCUGCGGGUGGAGUUCAACACUCCGGUGACCCUGGAGCAGAUAAAGAAGGACAACCCUGACCUGCAGCUGGGGGGGCGCUCCAGACCCAGAGACUGUGAGGCGCUGCAGAAAGUCGCCAUCAUCAUCCCUUUCCGCAACCGAGAAGAACACCUGAAGUACUGGCUGUACUACCUGCACCCCAUCCUGCACAGGCAGCAGCUCGACUACGGAGUCUACGUCAUCAACCAGGACGGAGACGAGAUCUUUAACCGAGCCAAGCUUCUGAACGUGGGCUACAUGGAAGCUCUGAAGGACUACGACUACAACUGCUUUGUCUUCAGUGACGUGGACCUGAUCCCCAUGGACGACCGCAACACCUACAGGUGUUUUGGCCAGCCCCGACACCUGUCUGUGUCUAUGGACAAGUUCGGCUUCAGGUUGCCCUAUAAUCAGUAUUUUGGUGGAGUUUCUUCAAUGAGUAAAGAACAGUAUCUGAAGAUCAACGGCUUCCCCAACAACUACUGGGGCUGGGGAGGAGAGGAUGACGACAUCUACAACAGGUUGGCGUCUAAAGGCAUGUCCAUCUCCAGACCAAGUGGCGAGGUGGGAAAGUGUCGGAUGAUCCGACACCAGAGAGACAAACAGAACGAGCCGAACCCUCAGAGGUUUGACCGGAUCGCUCACACCAGAGAGACGAUGCACAAAGACGGGAUCAACUCUCUGUCCUACAGAGUCGUGAAGAUCGACAAAUUUGACCUGUUCACUCAGAUCACAGUGGACGUGGGGAAGCCGUGACCAGGAGGUCAUGUGACUGGACCAGGAGAGUGACGCUGCCUCUGACACUUGAAUCUCUCAGUUCUGGUCUGGAGGACCAGACGUGCUGGACUCAUCCUUUCUGCUGUUUUCUGUCAUUUUUCCUGAGACUGAAGGUCUGUGUUUUUCUCUGUGGGUCCUCGACGACUCAUCUCUGAUUGGACGCUCACUGUUACCAAUGGGCUGUCUCCAUUUGUCAGACGCUGCUGCUGUGAAGCAUCCUGAACGAGCCUUUUAUUUUGAAAAUCAGACAAUCAGAGCAGCACCAUCAGGACUGCUGGGUCACAUGGUCCAGGCUUUACUGGUCGGGGAUUCUGGGUAUCGAGCAGGGCGGUUUAGAUCUGGUCUGACCCUGAUACUGGUUCUGUUUAGUGAUCCCGAUUCUGUUGAUGUGGUUCUGAACUCAUGGUCCACUUAAAGAGACCUGAUCCAGGGUCAGAGACAAACAGCAGCAGGUUAGAGUGGACUAAACUGACCCUGUGGAAAACAAUCCCAGUGAUCCGGAUCACUGAGUCACUGCACUGAUCUGGAGACUGAAGCUACUUUCACGAACUGACAGCUGGUACAUGAUGUCACAUGAUGUCAGUCUGACUCUGUGACCAGCGUUAGUGUUAGCGUUAGCAUUAGAAAAUUCAAACUUUACAGAAACUGAUCAAGGAUCAGAACCAGAUCUAAACACCCAGUCUGAUAGAGAGUGUGUGUGUGUGUGUGUAUGUGUGAGAGAGAGAGAGAGUGUGUGUGUGAUCGGUCCCUCAAUUAAUGAUGAAACGAGAUCAGCUUCAAACCAAAAAGUCUGUUAAUGAUUAUGUUGAUUAUUGAUUGAUCAGCUGACAACGUUCAGUUAAUUGAUCAGUUAUCAGUUUAGUCUGUGAAAUGCCAUCAUAUAAAAUCAUCAUGAGAUGACCAAAAAUCGAUCAGAAUUAUUGAUUGAUUCAUCGAUUGUACAAAUGGCUGCAGAUUCAUCUUCAGCUCUACAUCCAGUUUUGAUUUGAUUUGAUUUGAUUUGAUUUGAUUUGAUUUGAUUGAUUGAUUGAAUGAUUGACUGAUUGUAUCUCUAAGUGUCCUUAUAAGAGCUGUUGGAACCAAAGUCUUUAUUUAAAGUGAAUGUGAUCAGCUGACAGCUCGUUAUUGAUCCAGUCUAAGCAAAACAAAUAUCCACCAUUUACAUGAAACAAUCAGUGUGUGUGUGUGUGUGUGUGUGUGUGAUCAUGAUGCUGUUGUCUCUGUGUCGACAGGUUUGUUUGUUUCAGACCAAAACUUGAUUCUUUGUAAAGUGAAUAAAUCACCUUUGUAUGUGCCUUAAAUCAGCCCAGUGUAACUGUUGAACUGGUGGAGGGAACCAGUCGGUGUAAAAAUGUGAUGAGGUCUGUUUGUGGAUCUGGGUCUCAAUAAAUCCAGUUUGAUGUUUGUGA